CCCCCCUACCUUCCCCCUGCCCCCCUACAUUCCCCUGCCCCCUACCUUCCCCGGCCCCCUACCUUCCCCCUUCCCCCUACCUUCCCCCGGCACCCCUACAAUCCCCCGGCCCCCUACAUUCCCCCGGCCCCCCUACAUUCCCCCUGCCCCCUACCUUCCCCUGCCCCCUACCUUCCCCGGCCCCCCUACCUUCCCCCUGCCCCUACUACAUCCCCCUGGCCCCUACAUCCUCCCAGCCCCCUACAUCCCCCUGCCCCUCUACAUUCCCCCUGCCCACUACAUUCCCCCUGCCCCCUACCUUCCCCCUGCCCCCUACCUUCCCCCUGCCCCCUACCUUCCCCCAGCCCCCUACAUCCCCCUGCCCCCUACAUCCCCCCCAGCCCCUCUACAUCCCCCAGCCCCCUACAUCCCCCAGCCCCUCUACAUCCCCCAGCCCCCUACAUCCCCCCAGCCCCCCUACAUCACCCCAGUCACAUCCCCCGCCCCCUACAUCCCCCAGCCCCUCUACAUCCCCUGCCCUCUACAUCCCCCUGCCCCCUACAUCCCCCAGCCCUCUACAUCCCCCUGCCCCUCUACAUCCCCCUGCCCCCUACAUCCCCCUGCCCCCUACAUCCCCCCGCCCCUCUACAUCCCCCAGCCCCUCUACAUCCCCCCAGCCCUCUACAUCCCCCUGCCCCCUACAUCCCCCUGCCCCUACAUCACCCCAGCCCCUCUACAUCCCCCUGCCCCCUACAUCCCCCUGCCCCUCUACAUCACCCCAGCCCUCUACAUCCCCCUGCCCCCUACAUCACCCCAGCCCUCUACAUCCCCCAGCCCCUCUACAUCCCCCCCCCUACAUUCCCCCCUGCCCCUACAUCCCCCCCUGCCCCCUACAUCCCCCCAGCCCCUCUACAUCCCCACAGCCCCUCUACAUCCCCCUGCCCUCCUACAUCCCCCUGCCCCCUACAUCCCCCAGCCCUCUACAUCCCCCCUGCCCCCUACAUCCCCCUGCCCCCUACAUCCCCCCAGACCCUCUACAUCCCCCCCUGCCCCCUACAUCCCCCCCCAGCCCUCUACAUCCCCCCAGCCCCCCUACAUCCCCCCAGCCCCCUACAUCCCCCAGCCCCUCUACAUCCCCCCAGCCCCCUACAUCCCCCUGCCCUCUACAUCCCCCCCAGCCCUCUACAUCCCCCCAGCCCCUCUACAUCCCCCUGCCCCCUACAUCCCCCUGCCCUCUACAUUCCCCCUGCCCCUCUACAUUCCCCCUGCCCCCCUACAUCCCCCCUGCCCCCUACAUCCCCCAGCCCCUCUACAUUCCCCCAGCCCCUCUACAUCCCCCUGCCCCCUACAUCCCCCUGCCCCCUACAUCCCCCCAGCCCUCUACAUUCCCCCAGCCCCUCUACCUUCAACCUGCCCUUCUACCUUAGACUCUCACAGAGUCCUGCACCUCCCUGAAGGAGUCACACAGAGUCCUGCACCUCCCUGGAGGAGUCUCACAGAGUCCUGCACCUCCCUGGAGGAGUCUCACAGAGUCCUGCACCUCCCUGGAGGAGUCUCACAGAGUCCUGCACCUCCCUGGAGGAGUCUCACAGAGUCCUGCACCUCCCUGGAGGAGUCUCACAGAGCCCUGCACCUCCCUGGAGGAGUCUCACAGAGUCCUGCACCUCCCUGGAGGAGUCUCACAGAGUCCUGCACCUCCCUGAAGGAGUCUCACAGAGUCCUGCACCUCCCUGGAGGAGUCCCACAGAGUCCUGCACCUCUCUCCCACAGAGUCCUGCACCUCCCUGAAGGAGUCUCACAGAGUCCUGCACCUCCCUGGAGGAGACUCACAGAGUCCUGCACCUCUCUGGAGGAGUCCCACAGAGUCCUGCACCUCUCUCCCACAGAGUCCUGCACCUCCCUGGAGGAGUCUCACAGAGUCCUGCACCUCCCUGAAGGAGUCCCACAGAGUCCUGCACCUCCCCGGAGGAGUCCCACAGAGUCCUGCACCUCUCUCCCACAGAGUCCUGCACCUCCCUGGAGGAGUCUCACAGAGUCCUGCACCUCCCUGGAGGAGUCUCACAGAGUCCUGCACCUCCCUGGAGGAGACUCACAGAGUCCUGCACCUCUCUGGAUGAGUCCCACAGAGUCCUGCACCUCUCUCCCACAGAGUCCUGCACCUCCCUGGAGGAGUCUCACAGAGUCCUGCACCUCCCUGAAGGAGUCUCACAGAGUCCUGCACCUCCCUGGAGGAGACUCACAGAGUCCUGCACCUCUCUGGAGGAGUCCCACAGAGUCCUGCACCUCUCUCCCACAGAGUCCUGCACCUCCCUGGAGGAGUCUCACAGAGUCCUGCACCUCCCUGAAGGAGUCCCACAGAGUCCUGCACCUCCCCGGAGGAGUCCCACAGAGUCCUGCACCUCUCUCCCACAGAGUCCUGCACCUCCCUGGAGGAGUCUCACAGAGUCCUGCACCUCCCUGGAGGAGUCUCACAGGCUCAUUUUGA
Molecule: messenger RNA, 2464 nt
Organism: Oncorhynchus nerka (sockeye salmon)
Lineage: Eukaryota; Metazoa; Chordata; Actinopteri; Salmoniformes; Salmonidae
Exons: 3
Source: RefSeq, a predicted model, not a curated record